AUGGAUCUUCUCACGACACGUUCGAGCAUCUUGAAGCGACUCGAAAACGACACUAGUAGUAACUAUAAUUAUUUACCUUCCGAUAAAUAUACGCAAUUUUCACCAACAGCCACCAUGAAUUCUUCUUCUUUUACUAAUGACAACGACAUACCAAAAGAUGAUUCAACACCCCAACAGUUAUCUUCCUGGAUCAUCGCUUUAAUAGUCACGAUUUCAUUCGUUUUCUUUUUACUCUUGCUCAGUUGUCUUUAUUGCUUGUUUCGUCAAUAUCGUAUUCAAGUGAAUAAUAAAAAGCGUCGUCGCAAUGACUCAAAUUUAAUUCCAUUCGCAGUGCUUUCCAGAACAGAAAUGACAACGAAAAAUCAUAACAACAGUAUUAGCAGUAGCGUCAACAAUAAGUCAAACGCAAAUUCAGUAUUCUCCGUAACUCAUAUUUCGUCUCAAGUAGAAAAACCAAAGAAAGGUCUUGGAAUACGUCUAAAGAAACUUACACCGCUUUAUCUUUUAUCAAAAGAGAAACGCGUGAAAACCUACCCUGGUAAUGAUCCUCUGAUCAAUAUGAAUGACGCGACCUACUGUAACAACAUUCUCGUGUCAUCACCCCCUUCGAAUAAUAAUAAUUUGGAAGACAUCAAGCAUCAAAAAAAAACAUAUUCUCCAGGUUCUACCAUUUAUAGCAUUAAUAAGAAUACCAAUUCCGCUGGUAACAAUAAGAUCCUCAGCUGCAUCUCAAAGCCUGGUAACACCAAUAAGAGUGGUAUUCGUCCAAGUGUAAGUUUCGCCGAAUUACCUGAAGUAACCUUAAUUCGUGAUCGUCAAAGUAUAAAUCAACGACAAAGUAGAUUCAUCAAACCACAAUUUCGUGAAUCGAUCGAGUCUGAAAGAGAGGAAUAUGAGAACGAUGAUAAUGAUGACGAAUCUUUAGAUGACUUCUGCGAUGAUAGCGUACCAACCAUUACUUUGAAAGAUAUUUUGAAUAUGAUUAAUUGCGAUAAUAGUAUUGCUAGAGAGUUAUAA
This is a messenger RNA of Ambispora leptoticha, 1017 nucleotides long. The record is from the annotation of a GenBank genome assembly. Lineage: Eukaryota; Fungi; Glomeromycota; Glomeromycetes; Archaeosporales; Ambisporaceae.